Messenger RNA from Triticum dicoccoides, 1231 nucleotides. RefSeq names its product phosphatidylinositol-glycan biosynthesis class X protein-like. The coding region runs from base 227 to 1090 and encodes 287 amino acids. The record is from RefSeq and is a predicted model, not a curated record. The transcript is spliced from 4 exons. Gene Ontology annotation, biological process: GPI anchor biosynthetic process. Lineage: Eukaryota; Viridiplantae; Streptophyta; Magnoliopsida; Poales; Poaceae. Gene Ontology annotation, cellular component: endoplasmic reticulum membrane.
AAAUUAUCAAACGGAGAAGAAAUUUCUCCUCGGAAGAAAGAAGGGGAAGGGAGAAGGAAGAGGCACGCCGCCCAGAUCGCCUCCACAGAAGAAAAUCCGGCACGCGAGGCCGUAGCGCCGUAGGCACCUACGCACCGGCGGUCCUCGAGGCCGCCUGGCGAACCCGUCCGGCCGCGCCCUUGCCCGGUCGCUUCCGGCUCCUCUCCCAUUCUUCCCCUCCAUCUCCAUGGCCGUGGGGAGUGGGCCGUGCUUGCUCGCCGUGGCGCUUCUCGCCGCCGCUUGGAUCUCCGACGCUUCGUCAUCGGAUAAGCAGGCACACAGCAACCGGCAAUAUGUCAAUUGCAUGCCUUGCUCUAGGACGUACGUUGCUGACGCAUAUGUCGAUGCCUUGACGAGCCAGCUCUCUCAACAUCGUGACUUGACUGAAGUACCUGACAAAUCUGACUUGUGUAAAGGACUUGCUGAUGAACUUGAUGUGCCUACGCUUUCAGAAGUGCAUCGUCAGCUGGUUGGUGAAGGUUCCCACCGCCGCUUGAUCUAUUCUGUCAAAUUUGGUAACUCCAAAGAUGCUAUGGUACAAUUCCUUGAUGGUUACGAUGCCAAUCUGGUGAUAAUUGAAAAGCUCCCAAGUGGUGUAUUUGCUGACCCAUUUGAGCUGCAGCACUUUGUUGAGCGGAAAGUUUUUCUUGAUGUUGCUGUUUUUGGAGACACGAACCUUGAACUGCCAUCCGCUCUGUCCAACCGGUCAGCUGUUGAGAUUCAUUUUGAUCUCAAACCAAGCACAUCAAUGGACUAUAACCUUGUAACAGAGCUUCCUCUCCAUGCUAGAUAUCCACCUCUUGAUGCCAGCGGUUACGCAACGGUUGAGUUCGGCAGCCCAGACCUGCUCCUCCGUUACAGGAGAAAGGAAACCCGUCCUGAUUCCUGUGUGUGGGCCCUCCGGGAUCUCCACGCCACGCCUGUGGAGAAAGCCGCAUGGCGCAUACCCUGUGGCGACGAAGCGCACACGGGAUUUGUAUCUAGCCUCACUUUCAUGUCAGCUCUGGUUUGCUCCAUGUCCAUAGUCUUAGCAGCUUCCCUAACUCCUUGAUACAAGUGCUGGAAACACAGGACACGGUGCAUUGAUAUGGUCGGCAGAAAAUGACUUUUUUUGUCGCAAGACUUGUGCACAUCAUUUCACGCGUACUUUUACGCGUCAUUUGCAAAAAAGAAAAGAAGGAUGAAAAUUCAA